This is a messenger RNA of Lodderomyces jiufengensis, 1506 nucleotides long. RefSeq lists its product as uncharacterized. The record is from RefSeq and is a predicted model, not a curated record. The transcript has a single exon. The coding region runs from base 1 to 1506 and encodes 501 amino acids. NCBI's taxonomy places the organism in Eukaryota, Fungi, Ascomycota, Pichiomycetes, Serinales, Debaryomycetaceae.
AUGUUAUCAGAAUUACCAUUAGAAAUUCAAAUGAAACUACUACAUAUGGUUCCUCAUUCAAAUUUAAAAUAUGUAAAUUCUCAUUUUUAUAUAUUAUAUAAUGAUUUAUUUUAUCAUAAAAUUAUUAAUGUAUUUGGUGAUGAUACUUUAGGAGUUAUUAUAAAAGUAUUACCAUGGUUAAAACCAUAUAUUAAAUCAUUAGAUUCUUUUAGAUUUUCAAAUAGAAUGAUUAUUGCCAAAAGAUUAAAUUUAAUUGAUAAUUUAAAUCAACCUACUGAAGAAGAACCAGAAGAUGAUAAUCCUUUAAAUGUACAAUUUAUAAAAGAUAGUUGGAAAUAUGUUUAUUCGAUUUUUAAAAACAAAAGAUUAUUUGCAGAAUAUUCAGAUUAUACAAUAGAUGAACCUUCAAAUUAUAUAUAUAAUCAUUUUGUUGAAAUUAAUAGAACUUAUUUAUUAAGUUAUUCCAAAUAUGUUUGGCUAUCACCUGGUGUAUAUAAUUUAAAUAUUGGAUUAGCUGUUAAAUAUGGUCAUGGAUUAGGUACAACUAAAUUUGAAGUUAAAUAUAAUGAAGAUGAUGAUGAUGAUACUAAACAACUUAAAGAAGGAGAAUUUAGAAAAGUUAAAUCUGAACUGUUUUAUCCACCUACAAAUAUUAAUGAAAUAUUACCCAAGAAUCAAUUUUGUUUUUUAAAAAUUGGACAAUUUAAAGUACCACCAUUGAAGAACAAUAAAAACUCAAAUAAUAAAUUAAGAAAAAUUGAAAUUAAAAUGGAAGAAAUUGGUUUGUAUUUGAAAAGUGGAUUUAGAAUAUAUUUUAUUGAUAUAUCUCAACCUUCAUUAUUAUAUAAUGAAUAUGAUUUAUUAUAUUAUACAUUAAAUGAAACCGAUUAUAAGUAUUUUAUAAAUAUCUUAUUAAAGAACCUAUAUAAAGCAUUGAACUAUGUUCAAAAUGGUGGAUGUUCAGAUAAUACAAGUAUAUCAUGUUGUCCAAUGGAAUAUGGAAAUGGAGAUCCAUAUGAAAUUUGGGAUAAAUAUGAUAAAUCAUUUUUAAAAGAUUAUAGUGAUAAAAAACAUAACUCCCUUAUAACACCAUCAUCAUCAUCAACUUCAUCAUCAACUUCAUCAUUAACAUCAAUGCAUACUCCAUUUAAAUAUGAUUUAAAAAAAUUAACAAAUUAUGCAAAUUUUUAUUUCCAAACAACUGGUGAUGUUUCAAAUAUGAGAAGAUAUUUUAAAUUUGCCACGAUAUAUCAACAAAGACAAUUUAUAAAUAGAUUUGGAGAUUAUGAUUUAGAUUGGAAAGAUGAAAUUGCAUCAAAAUCUUUAAAAACAACAACUGACACUCCGUUAAAAUUAAAUUUACAAAGUAAUGGAAUACAAUCACCUAUUGAAUAUAAGACUGAAGUAGAUGAAAAUGCAGAGAAAAAAAGAAAAAUUAAUCAAAAAAGAUGUAGAUAUGAUAAACAAGGUUUAAAAUGGAGGAUACCAAUUGUUGGAGAAUUAUAA